Messenger RNA from Staurois parvus, 654 nucleotides. Lineage: Eukaryota; Metazoa; Chordata; Amphibia; Anura; Ranidae. The record is from the annotation of a GenBank genome assembly.
AAUCAUAAACAGUUUUUGGGGGUUUGUUAUCAUAAAACUGGCUCCUCCCCUUCAGUCUUGCACAGGUGUACCGGCUCCUCCCCUUCAGUCUUGCACAGGUGUACCGGCUCCUCCCCUUCAGUCUUGCACAGGUGUACUGGCUCCUCCUCUUCAGUCUUGCACAGGUGUACCAGCUCCUCCCCUUCAGUCUUGCACCGGUGUACUGGCUCCUCCCUCUUCAGUCUUGCACAGGUGUACCAGCACCUCCCCUUCAGUCUUGCACAGGUGUACCGGCUCCUCCCAUUCAGUCUUGCACAGGUGUACUGGCUCCUCCCCUUCAGUCUUUCACAGGUGUACCGGCUCCUCCCCUUCAGUCUUGCACAGGUGUACUGGCUCCUCCCCUUCAGUCUUUCACAGGUGUACUGGCUCCUCCUCUUCAGUCUUGCACAGGUGUACCAGCUCCUCCCCUUCAGUCUUGCACCGGUGUACUGGCUCCUCCUCUUCAGUCUUGCACAGGUGUACCAGCACCUCCCCUUCAGUCUUGCACAGGUGUACCGGCUCCUCCCAUUCAGUAUUGCACAGGUGUACUGGCUCCUCCCAUUCAGUCUUGCACAGGUGUACUGGCUCCUCCCCUUCAGUCUUGCACAUGUGUACAGGCUCCUCCCCUUCAUUAUU